Nelumbo nucifera (sacred lotus) is the source of this 728-nucleotide messenger RNA. RefSeq lists its product as uncharacterized. NCBI's taxonomy places the organism in Eukaryota, Viridiplantae, Streptophyta, Magnoliopsida, Proteales, Nelumbonaceae. Gene Ontology annotation, cellular component: nucleus. The record is from RefSeq and is a predicted model, not a curated record. Gene Ontology annotation, molecular function: RNA binding.
UUUUCGCUAAACGACUGUACUUGUCUGUUGUCUAGCCAUUUCUUCUCUUCUCUGUUUUAUUUGUUCUACCUGAAAAAUAAGUGGGUUAGGGUUUUCAGUUCUUUCCAUUCUUUGUCAUGGAGGAGAUUACGGAGGGAGUUAACAACAUCGCCAUCAUCGAUUCGCACAAGAAGAAUCGUAUUCAAGUCUCCAAUACGAAGAAGCCGCUCUUUUUCUAUGUCAAUCUUGCAAAGAGGUACAUGCAGCAACACAAUGAGGUGGAGCUUUCUGCUCUAGGAAUGGCUAUUGCAACAGUGGUCACCAUUGCGGAGAUCCUGAAAAACAAUGGAUUGGCUGUGGAAAAGAAGAUCACAACAUCCACAGUUGAUAUGAAGGAUGAAUCCAGGGGAAGGCCCAUCCAAAAAGCAAAGAUUGAGAUAUUGCUUGCAAAGACGGAGAACUUUGAUGAUUUGAUGGCUGCUGCGGCUGAAGAGAGAGAAAUUGGAGACGGUGAGGAGCAGAGCUGAAGGGGAAUGCUUUGUGAGGUUUGGUUUGUUAUCCUUGGUGUGCUGGUACUCAGAAAAUGCGCUUUAGCGAUCAAUUUACGACUGUCUAUUUUUGAGUAAAGGAUGGUCAUUUGAGUGGCAGUAAGAAGAAUUUGGUAGCUGUGAUAAUAUUGUGGUAGGUGCUAACAAGAUCCCUUGGCUAUUCAAGAUUCGAGUUUAUUAUAUUUUGUCAUUCAUUUAGCA